Molecule: messenger RNA, 2005 nt
Organism: Phlebotomus argentipes
Lineage: Eukaryota; Metazoa; Arthropoda; Insecta; Diptera; Psychodidae
Exons: 6
Coding region: 96-1673 (525 amino acids)
Biological process (GO): positive regulation of protein localization to cilium; positive regulation of cilium assembly; regulation of cytokinesis
Cellular component (GO): midbody; recycling endosome; centrosome
Source: RefSeq, a predicted model, not a curated record
CAGUGCGCGGACGUCAAAAUAGUCGUCUGUCUGGCAAAGUGUGAAGAAAUAAACGCAGUUUUUUGGUUGAACACAAGAGGGUGAUAUUGCACAGUAUGGCCAAGGAGAGUGGUGGCAAAGACCCCGAUGAACUCUUGUCUAUCCUGGCCAACAGUGAUAAAGUGGUCAAUGGCACGGCGGAGGAGGAGAACAGUGAAAAUCUCAGCGCUGACAACAAUGGUGGCUUCACGGAGGCGCCGAAGAAGGAGGAGAAUCCAUUCUCUUUCAAGCACUUUCUCAAUCGCGACAGCGGAACCUCAGCGGGCUCCUCGAGCCGCACAAGCAGCAAUUACAGCACAGGCGCCCGGCCGAAGGUGUUACAGUCCAGCAGCACCAAUGAAAUACCCAAGAUGAAGAGAUCGCCGCGAUUUCCAUCCUUCGACUCCCAAGCCAGUCUCACAGAGUAUACGGAUGAUCUGAGAAGCUCCAUUGGCACAACGUCAUCGAACUUCGGCAAGCGCUCGUACUCCAACUACGACAUCGAAAGUCCCAACUCGCCGCGUCCUGAGCGUCGCGACAAGAGCCCCAUUCAUGUCCCCUCCAGCCGCAGCUCCACGUCCAGCCGCCUGGGCAACAGUGAGUUCUCGGCCGCGCUGCCGGACUUCGUGCAGGAUCAUCUCAUCAUCGAGCAACUGUACAACAACUCGACUCUGGGCGGUUCGCCCAACACGUCUCCGCUCUCCGUGGACUUCGACAUGAUCCCCGGACUGAGUGAGGCGCCGCGCGCGGACGCCGACAUGCCCUUUGACCUCAUGUUCACAUCCGCGCCGCGCAGCCGGAGUCCGUUGCACCGCAAUAGUCCCACGAUUCCGCUGGACUUGCCGGCGUCCAGUGCGGCCAGCAUCCCGCUCGAUCUCACGGGCGGCCGCUUCACGCCACCGCCGGACAUCCCGCUGGACCUGACGGAACGCCACGAUUUCGGCAGCGCCAGCCAGCCGCCCGCCGACAUGAUCCUCACUCUGCCGGACUUCCUGUCCGACGGGCCCAUCCACAGUGGACGCCUGGCGGACGUGGCCAGUGACCUGCCGCAUCUGGACUCGCCCGAGGAGGGCGCCGCCACCACCAUCGCGCGCCUCCGCCUCGAGAACGACCGUCUGCGCCAUGAGCUGGACGAGAACAGGCUGCGUCUGUCAGACAAAACGCGCCACAGCGCCGAGCUGGAGCGCACGCUGGAGAGCAUGCGGCACACGGAGACGCAGUACAGCGCCGCACUGGCGGAGAGCAUGGAGCAGGUGGAGGAGAAUCUGGACAGGAGCAAUAAGAGAGCGGCGGCCGCACAGUCUCUGGCCAACAAGCUGAAGCAGCAAGUGAAGCAAUUGACGGCUGAGGUGGAGGCGCUGCGGCGCGAGAAUGAGACGCUGAAGGAGGAGGGCGCUGUGGGUGGAAGCAGCAGCGGCGGGUCCGCGGCAAAUGUGCGCUCAUACACGCGUGUAUCACGAUCGCAGCAGCUCUCGCGUGAGCUCAUGCAGGCCGCCCUGAGUGCCGAGAACAACCUGAGGCAAUUGCUGAGCGGCGUGGACAACUUGAGGAUCAUGGCGGCGAAUAUCCAGAACAUGGACCGAAUCUGUGAUCCCGCGACGGAUGAAUUCCUCUCUGAUUGUGAUGAUGAGGACUUCACUGGGCCAGCGCUGUAGAAUUCGUUUUUCUUUCACCUCCUUUAUUUUUUGUUGUGCAAAUUGACUUUGGGCUUUUAACUUUUGUCAUAUCCAAGAGUCUCGCGCGCCGGAUUUUAUUAUUUUCUGUGUCAGAAGAGAGAGAAAGAGAGUAAAUUGUCUCGAUACUUGGAAAAUCGCAAAAUAGGGAAAUCUUGACUGCAAUUCCUGGGUUUGUGGCAAAAUUACUGAUGUGUGUGCGAUAAUAGUAAAGGAUCAGUAAAACUCUUGCUGCUGACUCUCACUUCAUCUGCUUCUGCUCAACAUCUCUCGAUCGUCUGUAGAUUCUGUAAUUUCUGUCGAAUUCUCUAGUC